AUGGACGCCAUUAUUCCCAUAGCAACCUGUUGGUGUACACAAUAAACAACGGGUUUUCGCAACCGUCAGGUGAAAAAUCAGUGGUUCAUCAGAAAAUGUCCGCAUUUUAACGUAUGAACUUGGUGUGGUUUGUUGUAACUGUGCAGAAUGUUCAUUUAUCUAAGUAAAAAGAUCGCUAUACCAAACAAUACUCGACUCAAUUGUAUCGCAUGGAGCAAAGAAGAGGGUUAUGUUGCGGUUGGGGGAGAAGAUGGUUUGCUCAAGGUCCUCAAGCUAGAGCAGGCUACGGUUAGCACAACGCAAACAGGCAAAGCCCACCAACCAAGCAAUCUAUCCAUGAAUCAAUCGUUGGAGGGCCACAAAUCCUCCGUUAACGUAGUCACAUGGAAUGAGGUGAAGCAAAAGUUAACAUCCUCCGAUAAGGAUGGAAUAAUCAUGGUUUGGAUGAUGUACAAAGGUUCGUGGUUUGAGGAGAUGACUAACGACAGGAAGAAAUCCACGGUGAAAGGAAUGGCCUGGACGAGCGAUGGACAAAAGAUUUGUAUUGUUUAUGAAGAUGGAACAGUGAUUGUUGGAUCUGUGGAUGGAAAUCGUAUUUGGGGUAAAGAUCUGAAAAACGUAUCACUGACUGGGGUUCAGUGGAGCCCAGAUGGAAGACUGCUCUUAUUCAGUAUCAAAACAGGCGAAUUACAUCUGUACGACAAUCAAGGAAUUUUCGUGAUGAAACUCAACAUUCAAUGCGUUUAUUUGACCCCCGCUAAAAGUAUAACAGUGGUAGGUUUGUCUUGGUAUCACGACGCGGUUUCUCCAAACCGCCCAGUGCUAGCAGUUUGUUACGAGAAUGGAAAGAUGCAAAUCAUGAGGAACGAAAAUGAUGAUCUUCCAGUGAUUCUGGAUACCAAUAUGCAGAACAUCGCCUGUAUGUGGAACCACGAUGGUACCAUUAUCGCUGUUUGUGGAAUGAAGACUAAUUUGAACGAUAAAGAGACGAAUCAAGUUCUAUUUUACACCCCUUACGGAGUUCACAUCCGAACGUUGAAAAUUCCGGGGAAGGAGAUCACUUCUCUUUCUUGGGAAGGAAAAUCCCUUCGGAUAGCACUCUCUGUGGAUUCAUUCAUUUACUUCGCCAAUAUACGGCCGGAUUAUACGUGGUGUUACUUCAACAAGACAGUUUGCUAUUUGGAAGCUACAAAAAAUGAAGAAUCAUCGAUCGUCACAUUUUGGGAUACCAAUUCCAAUCAAUGCUACUCGAAGCACGUUGAUCCCGUGCUGGUUAUGGUUGCCAAUGUUGACCAUUGCGUACUGGCGGUUGAAACAAAAAUCAGUGCGAAAGAGUUCAGUUUUAUGAACGAUAGUAAGAGCAAAGAUUUUAUGUAUCAGCUUCUGGUUUGUAAUUCUAUAAGCACCACCGUUGAUUCUAAAUACAUUGAUAUCCGUCCCAACUUUGUCGCUAUGAAUUCGGUGCAUGUAAUAGUGGCCUCGAAAGAUCAGUUCAUGCUGUGGCAUUAUCAUACUCCAAAGGGUGCAUCCUCUUUGCACAGCAACGUGAAAGCGAAAGCAGACAGAAAGUAUCACAUCGACGACACUCCGGCACUGGAUGUGUUGAAUGAUUUGGACGCCAACAAUACUUACGACAUUCCUUCGAAAACUGACCCGAGCCAGGAUCCUAUCUGCUGCAUAGCAGCUUCGGAGAACUUGCUUUUGGUUGGACGGGAAUCCGGUCUCAUUCACGAGUAUACUCUGCCCCAUUUGGUGCUCCGUAAUCGUCAUUAUAUGCAGACGCGCAGUUAUAAGAUGGCCAUCAAUUGCAACUCAACUCGCGCGGCGCUGAUUGAUUGCAAUGGAAUCCUUACGACGAUAGUAUUGCGGGAGGACACGGAUGAGAGUCAAGUCAUGGAAGGGAGAGUUGAGCGGAAGGAUGUGUGGGCGAUUUGCUGGGCUCAAGAUAACCCAGAACUGCUGGCGAUAAUGGAGAAAACUCGAAUGUAUAUUCUGCGAGGAGCGGAUCCAGAAGAACCGAUUACCUGUUCAGGGUAUAUUUGUAAUUUUGAGGAUUUGGAGAUAACGGGAGUACUGCUGGAUGAGAUUAUCAAGGGGAAUGCCACGCCAAAUGUUAAGGAACACAUUUUGCAGCUACGAGUGAAAUCGCUGAGGGACACAGAGGAUUUGCUUUCUCACGUUGGGAUUGCGGAGGCGAAGCAAUUCAUUGAGGACAACUCUCAUCCACGUCUCUGGAGAUUGCUUGCUGAAGCUUCGUUGAAGAAGCUGGACCUGGAGACAGCAGAGGCUGCAUUCGUACGAUGCAGUAAUUAUCCUGGAAUUCAAUUUAUUAAGCGGCUCAAAAGCAUACAAGUGGAAGCAUUGCAAAAGUCUGAGAUUUAUUCGUUUUUCGGAGACUUUGAUGAGGCGGAGAAAAUGUAUAUCGAUGUAGAUCGGAGAGAUUUAGCGAUCAGUUUGCGUCAGACACUGUGCGAUUGGUUUAGAACGGUUCAGCUAUACAAGAUGGGUCCUGGAAUUUCAGAUCAGCAGAUGGAGCACGCCUGGCGUGAAAUUGGACACCAUUUCAUGAAUCUGAGAGCUUGGGAAAGCGCAAAGGAAUAUUACGACAAAGCACAUCACAUUGAAGGACUCAUGGAUACAUUGUACCAUUUAGAGCAAUACGAUGAGCUGGUUGCAUGCAUGCACAAAUUACCGGAAAAAAGUCAUCAUCUGGCCAAACUUGGUCAAAUGAUGGCCACUGUGGGAAUGUGCGAGCAAUCUGUGGCAGCCUAUUUGAAACAUGGAGAUGUGAAAUCAGCAGUUUCUACUUGUAUUGGCCUUCGACAAUGGGGCUUGGCAGUGGAAUUGGCCCAAAAAUACAAAAUGCCCCAGAUAAGUGCACUUCUGAGUAAGCAUGCGGCUCAGCUGCUGCAAGAAGGAAAACUACCGGAAGCAAUAGAGCUCCAGAAAAAAGCUGGUCGAUUUUUGGAUGCUGCGCGGUUGUUGGUCAAAAUGGCAGAAAGUGAGUGUUUGAAGAAGUCAGACUUUGUUCGAAUUAAGCAGUUGUAUGUUCUCUCUGGUUUGCUUGCUGAGGAGCACAUCGAGAAGCAGAUUCUUCUGACGGGUGGGAAUCGAGCUUCUGUAUUAUCACAAAUGAACCCAGAGGACUCGGUGUUAAUUGAACAUAUUUGGCAUAAUGCCGAAGCUUAUCAUUACAUGUUGUUAGCCCAACGACAUCUUCGAUCCGGAUUGGUACACAGCGCAGUGAUUACAGCGCUGCGUCUUCGCGAGUAUGAAGAUGUGCUGGACGUGGAAUCAUUGUAUUCGUUGCUCGCUCUGGCCAGCUGUGCGGAUCGAUCGUUUGGGACUUGUUCCAAAGCGUUCAUCAAACUUGAGGAUCUCGAGAGUCUCCCGGAGGCGCGACGACAACAGUAUGAAGAGUUAGCUAUCAAUAUAUUCUCUCGGUACGAACCCAAGGAUGGCAGAGCGAAACAUGUAACAUGCUUUACUUGUGAAACAUCCGUUGCCGAUUGCAGUACGUAUUGUCCAAAUUGUGGUAGCCACUUUCCGCCUUGUACAGCUUCUGGUCAACCGUUAACUAAUCCGACUGGGGCCUGGCAAUGCUCGUCGUGCUAUCAUGUUGCUAACCCGCUUGAAAUCACUACGAGGAAAACUUGUCCACUUUGUCACUCGGUGAUUGAAACGAAGGCAAUUGUCGAGGUUUAGAACGGAGCUUGUCUGAUAUCGAUUGUCAUGAUUAAAAUUUACAUAGAUAUAUUCCUAUCGUAUAUCUGGAAAACUAUACCCAUUAUUUGUAUGCUUCGAAAAAUGGAUAUUAUAGCUACGAAAAUUCAUUUGAAAGGUAUUUUCAAACCAGUGAAUAGAUUAUAUUUUGUGUUUUAUGUGUAGAACUGUUGUGGGUUUAAACAUUUUUAGAUUGGUGUUACUGAGUGACAUUGAAACUCAGUCUCAUGAUGUUUAUGCGUUUGAACAAUUGAGAAUACACAAAAAUGACUAAUACAUAUUAUACUA
Molecule: messenger RNA, 4011 nt
Organism: Toxorhynchites rutilus septentrionalis
Lineage: Eukaryota; Metazoa; Arthropoda; Insecta; Diptera; Culicidae
Gene: Oseg4
Product: WD repeat-containing protein 35
Exons: 7
Coding region: 148-3705 (1185 amino acids)
Biological process (GO): non-motile cilium assembly; intraciliary retrograde transport; protein localization to cilium
Cellular component (GO): non-motile cilium; intraciliary transport particle A
Molecular function (GO): protein binding
Source: RefSeq, a predicted model, not a curated record